This is a messenger RNA of Argentina anserina (silverweed cinquefoil), 2424 nucleotides long. RefSeq names its product DEAD-box ATP-dependent RNA helicase 52C-like. The transcript is spliced from 6 exons. Gene Ontology annotation, cellular component: nucleus. The record is from RefSeq and is a predicted model, not a curated record. The coding region runs from base 50 to 2092 and encodes 680 amino acids. Lineage: Eukaryota; Viridiplantae; Streptophyta; Magnoliopsida; Rosales; Rosaceae. Gene Ontology annotation, molecular function: RNA binding; ATP binding; RNA helicase activity.
GUGAGGGCUUUUGUGUGUUUUGUCAGGUGUGAAAAAAAACACGGUGAUCAUGAGUCUGCGAACCAUGUCUUGGGCCGAAGCCGUCACCGAGUCGGCCCGGAAAGGCGUUCGCCCCCGGCCCAGCUCCGCCUCCUACGUCCCUCCUCAUCUCCGCGGCGGCGGCUACAACGCCUACGGCCGAGGUUUCAGCGAGCCGGCUCAGUACGGUUCUCACCCCAGCUACGGCGGCUACCGGGGAGGCGGCCGCUCCGGUCCUGGUCGCGGCGGACGUGGAGGUUUUGGUUUCGGCGGCCGGAGCCGCGGUAGGGCGCAGCCGCCGAGGCCGGUGGAUGACGUGUGCGAGAGGCUCGAGGAGGUGAAAGUGAGCGGCGGCGAUGACGUCAGCAAUGCGGGUAUCAACUUCGAUGCGUACGAGGAUAUUCCGGUGGAGGCGACCGGCGAGGACGUGCCGGCGGCGGCGGGGAGCUUUGGAGAGAUUGACUUGGGGGAGUGCUUGAACAACAACAUCAGGAGGUGUAGGUACGUGAAGCCGACGCCGGUGCAGCGCCACGCGAUUCCGAUAGCCAUGGCCGGAAGGGACUUGAUGGCCUGUGCUCAGACCGGGUCGGGUAAAACGGCGGCGUUUUGCUUCCCCAUUAUCAGUGGAGUGUUGACUGAAAAGUCAAUGGCGGGGUCUGAGAGUUGUGGGGAUGGGUGGACUGUGUUUCCUCUGGCUCUCAUUUUGUCUCCGACGAGAGAGUUGGCUAGUCAGAUAUACGAGGAAGCUGAGAAGUUUGCAUAUCAGAGUGGAGCAAAGGUGGCUGUUGUUUAUGGUGGAGCGCCGAUGGGCCAGCAGCUUCGUGAUCUGGAGAGAGGAGUUGACAUCCUAGUCGCCACUCCAGGGCGCUUGGUGGACAUGAUUGAACGGUCACGAGUUUCCCUCAAGAUGAUCAAAUACUUGGCACUAGAUGAGGCUGAUAGGAUGUUGGACAUGGGUUUUGAACCUCAAAUAAGGAAGAUUGUUCAACGGAUGGACAUGCCUCCCCCUGGUGCAAGGCAAACAUUGCUUUUCAGUGCAACAUUCCCUGCUGAAAUACAGAGGCUUGCGGCAGAUUUCCUCGAGAACUACAUAUUUCUGGCUGUUGGGAGAGUUGGGUCAAGCACUGAUCUUAUAGCACAAAAGGUUGAGUUUGUCAAUGAUAUGGACAAAACAAAGCAUUUAUGUGGUCUUCUUAAGAAUCAGAGGGACAAUGGAUCUAAUGGAAAGCUUGCUUUAACCUUGGUAUUUGUUGAGACCAAGAAAGGAGCAAAUCAGUUGGAAAACUGGUUAUCCAGAAAAGGAUUCCCCGCAAUAGCAAUACAUGGCGACAAAGUGCAAAUGGAGAGGGAACGAGCUUUGAGGUUGUUUAAGUGUGGUACAACUCCAAUACUGGUGGCAACAGAUGUUGCUUCACGAGGUUUAGAUAUCCCACAUGUUGCCCAUGUCGUCAAUUUUGACUUUCCAAAAAGCAUAGAUGAUUAUGUUCACAGGAUUGGUCGUACUGGACGUGCUGGUAAAACUGGUCUUGCAACUGCUUUCUUCAGUGAAAAGAACCAGCCACAUGCAAAGGCACUAGUGGAUUUAUUGAAGGAAUCAAAGCAGGAGGUUCCUGACUGGCUUAAAAAUUAUGCUGAACAAUCAUCUCCUUAUGGUGGAGACCAGGGCCAAAAGUAUGGUGGCAGUAACUUUGGUGGAUAUGACUUUCGUAGGAGUGAGAAUCAUUAUGGGUCUGGCAGUUAUGGUUAUGGGGAUUCUUCUGUGGGUGCUGGCGCUCCUGCUUUUCGUGAUGAUUCAGGCUCAUAUGUGGCUCGUUCAUUUGGCUAUGGUGCAAAUUAUGGGAAUUCUUAUGUGGAUGAACCUGCUGCUUCAAAAAAUGUUGCUUCUUAUAAUGUGGGUGAAACUGAUGCUGGUUCUUUUGGCCAUGGAGGAACAUAUGGGAACUCUUAUGUGGAUGAGCCUGCUACUUCAAACACUGAUGCUUCUUAUAAUGGGGGUAACACUGAUGCUGCUGGUACCACUGGUCCAUCGAGCUUUGGAAAUUAUGAUGAUAUUGUUGCUGGUGGGUGGGAAUAGAUCUGCAGGAUAGUCAUAUUAACAGUAAAUGAGGAGUGAUAUCUAUAGAUAAUGGUGAAAAAACAGCUUCUGAAGAUCAAGGACUAACUACAAGAUGGGAGAAUUCAACUUAAUAUCCCCUUAGUUUCUUUUAGGAAAAGGUCUGAUACAAGUACUAGAAAGCAUGCUGAGCUAACUUGCCUCUUGACCUUCAUAGUAUCAAGAAGCUUGUUUCAUUAGGUGUUAAGAUGUGAUCCUUUUGUAAUGAACCUAAUCUCUCAGUAUGUAUUUUGUCAGCAUGCUUUUGUUAUGAUCCAUAGCCUCAGGUUAAUAUAUCAAUGAAAAGUUAUCGA